CUCGCCCGUAUCAGAUCACCAUUCGCAGCUAUGGCGGUCCGUGUCAUGCUAGGUCAGCGGCUGUCCUCCAUCAGCCUUGAUACAUGAUCCUUCUUGCAACUUCCACAUCUCCGCUCCUGCACAUAGCAUUAUUGCACAGCAUCUGUCUCGCCCGGGCCGAUCAUCACUACGACAGCCAUGAGGGGCUUCAUCUACCGCCUAUUUCUCACAUGCCUCAAUAUCUUCUUCCCCCCAGCCGCAGUCAUGUUGCUGUGUGGUUUCGACAUGGACCUGCUUUUGAAUUGCGUUUUCUUCUUACUGGCAGUAAUACCCUCACACAUUCAUGGUUUCUACAUUAGCUGCACCUAUUUUCAUCGAAGACACAAGGUCAAGAAGCGCCGUUAUCCCGGAGGCCCGAAAUCGCUCAUCUAUUCGUCUUACGUGACGAACGGCGGCGCAAGCAAUGAAGAGGUCAGAAGCCUGUACCGCAAAGAGCACGGUGGAAACUCGAGGAGGACCAGCAGGCGUAAGAGCAGGAUCUGAGAGAACACACCAAACGGAGAUGCUCAAGAAAGCAAGCUUGGGAGGAGACCCACAACUUCGAGCAAUGGUCAGCAACGGCCUUUGCCGCAACCUUCGAUGCACUUAUACGAUACGUUGCGAGAGAUGGAUACGGACAGUCUGUGCAGAGUGUGCCAUCGCACGCGCAACGACCAGUUCCACCAACCCCGAACCGAUAUAUUGAUCACCUCGCUGCAUGAUCAAUUUCGCGCGGGAUUCUUUCG
Pseudocercospora fijiensis CIRAD86 is the source of this 764-nucleotide messenger RNA. RefSeq lists its product as uncharacterized. The coding region runs from base 178 to 522 and encodes 114 amino acids. Gene Ontology annotation, cellular component: membrane. The record is from RefSeq and is a predicted model, not a curated record. The transcript has 2 exons. Lineage: Eukaryota; Fungi; Ascomycota; Dothideomycetes; Mycosphaerellales; Mycosphaerellaceae.